AUGGCUUUUGAUCCCUAUGACACCAGUGUACCCAGCACCCCCAUCCAACUUCAAUUUCAUUUUACCUGCCCACUCCUUAUCAUCCGUGCAACCACCCCAGCGUCCACUAUGGGAGACUCAUUGCCAGAUCUUACCUUAUCAUCCAGUCCAAUGCCGGAAACUCCCAUUACCUCAUGGAGGAAACAGAUGUACAGUACAUCCACGUCUGGCCUCAUGACACCCCCUCGCCUUCGCUUCCGCAGUACAUCUGCUAUUGCCACCCCAUUACCGUCUUUGCCCCCUUCCCGCUGCUGGAACAGCUCAGGUUUUGGCACCACCAGUAUCCUCUCCACUGUUGAGGUUGCCCAGGUUUCAGAACAGCUGGCGCUCCUCCCUUCUGAUGUUGGUAGUGCAUCGGGCUCCGCUGUGCAAGCCGAUGACGUAGUUGUUCCUGCUGUUAGGAAGACAAAGUGCAUACGCCAGCAGAUGACACGUUUGGCACAGGCUGAUAGCAUAGGUGGCUGUUCUCAAAAGAGGAGGAGAAAGGCUAUGUGA
Molecule: messenger RNA, 534 nt
Organism: Suillus clintonianus
Lineage: Eukaryota; Fungi; Basidiomycota; Agaricomycetes; Boletales; Suillaceae
Exons: 3
Coding region: 1-534 (177 amino acids)
Source: RefSeq, a predicted model, not a curated record